Messenger RNA from Arachis stenosperma, 922 nucleotides. RefSeq names its product protein CHLORORESPIRATORY REDUCTION 41, chloroplastic-like. The record is from RefSeq and is a predicted model, not a curated record. The coding region runs from base 66 to 788 and encodes 240 amino acids. The transcript has a single exon. Lineage: Eukaryota; Viridiplantae; Streptophyta; Magnoliopsida; Fabales; Fabaceae.
UAAAAGCCAAAAGAGCCUUAUCUUUAAACUUUAUUUCACUUUGCUGCAUUAAGAAACUAGUAGCAAUGGCUUCCACAAUCCUCCAGUUUCUCUCAUCAUAUUCUACUUCUCAUUCUCAUCAUCCAAACCAAAACCAGAACCAUCUCUAUUCACAUAGACCAUUUAUAGAGAUUUCCAAUAUUCAAAUCCACCCAAGAAAACACUUCUCCAUCAACUGCAUCACUAAUAAUAAUAACAAUAAUGCCUUAAGCACCAAUUAUGCAGCUAGUGAUUAUUCCAAUGAUGAUUCUAAUGAAGAAUUUCCAACCCAAGAUCCUAAUUCUAGCACAGUCAACAGUCCAGAGACAUUUCCCAUAGAGAAGAGAAGAAGAUCAGAAAUAGUGAGGCAAAGAAGGCCUAAAACUGAAAUAUCACAGGCCGAGCCACCGAAUUUUGAGGUUGGUUGGAAGAGGACAAAAGAGAUUAAUUUAGAGCUGCCAAUAGGUUAUGUCAUAGCUGACUUCUUGGAGAAGCUAGAGGAGCUAAUGGGGAAGGAAUUCGGGUCGACGGAGUUGCUAGCAAAGGCCGGGGAGAUUGUGGCCGAGAGGGCGAGGGAGGAGGCAGAGAUACUGAUGGAUGAAGGGAAAGUGGAAGAGAGAAUGGUGACUGAGUUGUUCAGAGUGUUGAAGCUGAUGGAAAUGGAUUUGGCAAUGGUGAAGGCUUCUGUGAAGGAAGAGACAUUGGAUGAGAGGCUCAAACAGGCUAAGGCUAGGUGCAGGCAAGCCAUUCUUGUUGCUUACUCAUUUUGAAUCAGAUUCAGAUUCUUUCAUGAUGGGAAUGUAACUUUGUUGGUGUAAUUAUUAAGGUUUACAUGAAAUUGAUGUAGAUAAAUUCUUGACUGACUUUUUUUUUUUUUGAAGUACUCAUUUGAUAUUCUUAUCUU